CUUCCUCUCCCGGGGCCCCCGGGAGGAGGAGUAGGGAAUGGGCGGAAUCUCCGGGGAGAUACGCCCUUCUCGGCCCUCCCGAGAUCUCAGCUGCGAGGCUGGAGCUGGGAGGUCCCCGCCGCCUGGGUUCCCUUCCCGGCUACCGUGCCGGCUCUCUGGACGAGGGACUCAGAGGCCUCCGCGCUGCACGCUAUGGCCCUGACCACCUUCCUGGCUGGACUGCUGCUGCUGCUGCUUCCUAACUAUGCUCUCCUGUUGAUCCUGCCCACCCGAGGCCACACGCCUGGGGGCCCAGUGGUCCCCAACCAUCCCUUUACCACCAUCUGGAAUGCCGACACUCACACCUGCCUGGAGAAGUUUCAUGUGGACGUGGACCUGGAUGUCUUUGACGUGGUCGCCAACCCUGGGGAGGCGUUCAUGGGCCGGGAAAUGACAAUCUUCUACAGCAACAAGCUGGGCCUCUACCCCUCCUACACCUCCAGCGGGCAGCCGCUCCAUGGGGGACUGCCCCAGAAUGCCAGCCUGGCAACCCACCUGGCCCAGGCCCAGCUGGACAUCCAAGCAGCCAUCCCCAAGUCGAACUACUGGGGCCUGGCGGUCAUCGACUGGGAGUCCUGGCGCCCACUCUGGGCGCUCAACUGGGACUCCAAGGAUGUGUACCGGGAGCGCUCGAGGGCCUUGGUCAGGGAGGAGCACCCCGACUGGUCCUCGUGGCAGGUGGAGGAGGAGGCGGUGAUCCAGUUCCAGACCGCGGCCCGGGCCUGGAUGAGCCAGACCCUGCAGCUGGGGCAGACCCUGCGCCCAAGAGGCCUGUGGGGCUUCUAUGGCUUCCCCGCCUGCUACAACUAUGACUUCAAGAACCCCAACUACACGGGGGCCUGCCCUGACGGCAUUCAGCCCCUCAACCAGGAGCUGCAGUGGCUGUGGAACCAGAGCCGGGCUCUCUACCCCAGCAUCUAUCUACCUUCGGAGCUGGAAGGCACGGGGUACACCUGGCCCUUUGUCCGGGAACGUGUGCGGGAGGCAUUCCGAAUGGCCAUGGGCACUGGGGACGCCAGCCUGCCUGUGCUGCCCUAUGCCCAGAUCUACUACGAUAAGACCAACCACUUUCUACCCUUGGAGGAGUUAGAGAACAGCAUCGGGGAGAGCGUGGCUCAGGGAGUGGCCGGGGUCGUGCUGUGGGUCAGCUGGGAGGACACCCACACCAAGGAGUCAUGCGAGAACAUCAAGGACUACGUGGACAGCACCCUGGGACCUUUCAUCUUGAACCUGACCAGCAGCACGCAGCUCUGCAGCCAGGCACUUUGCUCAGGGCACGGGCGCUGUGCCCGACGGCGGGACCACCCCCAUGCCUUUCUGUACCUUAACUCCUCCAGCUUCUCCAUCCACCGCCCUCCGGGCAGCCGGCACUUGGUGCUGACGGGCAAGCUUCCCAAAGAGGACCAGGCCAGGAUGAUGAUAGAAUUUGAGUGUCACUGCUAUAAGGGAUGGAGAGGGGAGCAGUGUGAAAGGAAGGAAUGACAUACACAAGCAUAUACCUGCCUGCCCAAGACACCUGAACACACACACACAAAAACACACUGUACCCACACCCUGAGCUGUACACGCAUGCUUGUACACACAUGCAUCCUCCCAAAUGCCGUCAUUCCUCUACACACACAGGCUUACACACCCACCCAUUUCCCACAUAAACACACCAAUGCAACCUUUGCCAUUCACUGAUGUAUCUAACCUGUGCCUCAGCCCACCAUCUCUCCCAUAUGCUCAUGCAUUCUAGGAAUCCGCCCGCUCAUGUGUGGCGUACACACAGACACACACACACAAACACAAGUAUUCACUCACAUUCCUUGUCCAUGACCCAUCGGAGUCACUCAACCCGCAACCAAGGAGCAGGGGACAAGCUAGUCAAUCACUCCUCCAGUUCCAGGUUUUGGCCGGGGAAGUCCUUGUUUCCUAUCCUUAUUUCUGAUUGGUUAAUAUAGACAUCUGGCUACUCUGGGCUGCUCUGGAGAAAGAACAGUAAUGACCCAAAAAAACCUGUUGGAUCCCUCACCCAACCCAGAUCCCAGAAAGCGGACACAUAAUAAAGCAAAUGUCUGUGAAAGAC
This is a messenger RNA of Ornithorhynchus anatinus (platypus), 2107 nucleotides long. It is a transcript of the gene HYAL1, whose product is annotated as hyaluronidase 1. The transcript has 4 exons. Gene Ontology annotation, molecular function: hyalurononglucosaminidase activity. NCBI's taxonomy places the organism in Eukaryota, Metazoa, Chordata, Mammalia, Monotremata, Ornithorhynchidae. The record is from RefSeq and is a predicted model, not a curated record. Gene Ontology annotation, biological process: carbohydrate metabolic process; hyaluronan catabolic process. The coding region runs from base 193 to 1521 and encodes 442 amino acids.